ACUUGUAUGUGUCGUCAUCAAUCUGCGCCGGGUGGAAAACGUGUGCAGUGGAGUAAAAAAAAAAAAGAGGCUGAAGUGUGUUUCCACGUGAAGAAGUGGAGACAUGGCGGCGCUACAAGAACCAGAAAUCCAGUUCGCUCAAAGAUUGGCUUCCAACGAGAAGCCGAUUCGAUCCAAGGCCAUAAAGAAGCUGAGGAAAUACAUCAUCGUCAGGUCCCAUAAGAGUAAAGGUGGGUUUAGCAGUGAGGAGCUACUGAAGCUAUGGAAGGGGCUGUUCUACUGCCUGUGGAUGCAGGAUAAACCACUCCUACAGGAGGAGCUUUCAAAUCAGAUCUCAAGUCUGUUUCACUGCUUCCAAAGCGCAGAUGGCCAGUUUUUGUAUCUGGAAGCCUUCCUGCAGACUGUCAAAAGAGAAUGGACUGGCAUCGACAGGUUACGAAUGGACAAGUUCUACCAACUGGUGCGUUUUGUAUUCAGGCAGACGUUUGAGAUGCUGAAGAAGAGGGAGUGGGAGGCCAGCUUGGUCAACAGAUUCUUGGAGAUGCUGACCUCCCAGGUGCUUCAGGGCAAUGGCACAGCACCUUCUGGCCUGCAGUACCACAUCCUGGACCUCUACCUGACGGAGCUGGCACGGGUCGGCUCAGACGAGCUCAGUGCCGAGCAAAAUCUCACCCUCAUCAUUCCCUACUGCAAAAUUGUGGCCAAAACCAAGGACAACACCCUGUUCAAGGCCAUCUGCAACAGCAUCUUCAGCACCAUCAUUGACCAGGCUCCCUUCGCCAUCGAGGACCUGUUCAGGGAGAUGAAGUCCGCUGAGCACUCGGACUCCGACUCUGGUCAUGCCGACCAAGAUGAUGAUGAAGAGGAGGAAGAGAAGAUCAAGGGCCAACCUGUUGGAAAGAAAUCCAAAGAGAAACCAAAGGGGAAACGGCUCAAUGGAACUAAAUCAAAGGUAGACGAGGAGGAGGAGGAUGAUGGUCAGUCGUCGGAGAUCUCGGACACAGAGCUUCCCGACGAUGAAGGAUCAGAACCUGUGCUGCAGUUUGACUACGCUGCCCUGGCAGACAAGCUGUUUGAGUUUGCAAGUCGAGGAAACUCCCCGAGCCACAACAGGCAAAGACUUUACAAAAUUAUCAAAAUACUGCGGGACCUGAGUGAAGGGGUCUUUCCUCAGGACGAUUACCCUGAGGAGGUCUCCACAGAUGAGGACGAUGAAAUGUUCGGCAGUAGGAAGAGGUUGAAGAGGAAGAGUCGUAGGCAGGCGGAUGAAGAAGAAGAGGAGGAGGAGGAGGUCCCCACAGCGAAAAAGAAGAAAAAGAGCGGGAAGAAAACGGAGUCCAUCAACGGAGAGAACAAUCAGAACUCUGUGAAGGACGAUGUGGAACCCACUAAGAAGAAGAGGAAGAAGAAGAAAAAGAAGGCGGGCGGCGAUGCAGCUGAGGUCGCCGGGGUUGAGGCGAAGGUGGCCGCCGGGGUUGAGGCGAAGGUGGCCCAGGUGGCAACACAGGCCGUCAAAGAAGACCCAUUAGAACAGUCUCCAGCUCCGGUAGAAGCAGCUGACCAAUUGGAUCCUCCGGCUACAGGGGACGGCGAUAGCGAGUCUGUAAAAACCUCGUCCCAAAGAGGGAAGAAGAGGAAAAAGUCUAUCACUGCUGUGAAGCCAAAGAGCCAAGCAGGGGAGCAAUUGCUACCACCAGCAGCAGCAGCUCCCAAGGAGGGAGAGGGCGGUGUGGGGACCGCCGAGCCAGGGUGCGCCCCUGCUGUUGAACCAGCCACCUUGACCCACCAGAAUGAGGACAGUCUUGUUGUCGUGGCUGUUGCUGAGGAAGCGGAGGCCACACCCAUCCCGCUCGUUGAGACGGCGGUAGACUUGACAGGCGACAUGGUUGAAACUAAGCCGCCGAAAAAGGUGAAUAAACGUCGAUCACGCAAAUCCCUGACGACGCGCACCCCGGUGGAGGAAGCCCAGACAGAAACCGCUGAAACCACGAUCCUGGAGGCGGCCGCGGAGACACCGGCCAAGAAGGCCGCGGAGACAUCGGCCAAGAAGGCCGCGGAGACAUCGGCCAAGAAGGCCGCGGAGACAUCGGCCAAGAAGGCCGCGGAGACAUCGGUGACACCGGCCAAGAAGGCCGCGGAGACAUCGGUGACACCGGCCAAGAAGGCCGCGGAGACAUCGGUGACACCGGCCAAGAAGGCCGCGGAGACAUCGGUGACACCGGCCAAGAAGGCUGCGGUGACAUCGGCCAAGAAGGCCGCAGUGACACCGGCCAAGAAGAAGCAGAAGCAGAAGGUAUUGGCAGUAGAGGUCGAAGGUCAGGCGGAGAGUGAGGCUGUCGGCGACCCAAAGCAACCCACAAAAGACUUGGUGACUCCAAAAAAGAUCAAGAAAAACGACGGCAAACAGGAAGCAGAAUCUCCCGCCGAUGACAUCAUUGAUGUCAUCACGCCGGCACCAAAGAGGAAGAAGAAGGUAAAGGCCUGCGUGAAAAAGGAGGCCUCUGAACCGACGGCAGCCGAACCCAGCCCGGACCAAAUGGCACCACUGGUCGCAGCAGCAACGACGGCCUCAAAGAAGAAACUGAAGAAGGAGAGAGCACCAGCCGAGGAAGUCGUAGAGGUCCAGGAGACUCCUGCGACCCCUCUGUCCCAGAAGAAGAAGAAGAGGAAGAUCCCGGUGACGUUUGAGUUUGAGGCGGACGAGGUGGAGGUGGAGGCGGCCGCGAGCCUCAACGGCCUUGCCAGCAAGAAGAAGAGCAAGCUGCAGAACGGUGCUGUGGAGACUCCCUCGACCCCUCUGAGCUCCACCAAGUCCCCCGGGAAGAAGCCCAAGAGCCCAGGCAAGGCACUCAUCAGCUUCCAGAAGAAGACCAUCAUCCCCGCGCCCCUCUUCUUUAAGACCAAGGGGACCCCCGGCAUGCCGCGCUCCAAGAAGCCCCAGACUCCAAAAUCAGAGGCCAAGAAGGUGACCUUUGGCCUCAAGAACAACAAGACAGCAGAGUUCAGGAAGUCAGACCGCAGCCUGCUGCUGAGCCCGGAGGGGCCGUCGCGAGUGCCUUUCGACCCCACACAGAAACCCAAGUUUGGGGUGUUGAAGAGUCCAGCUCCAACGUCUCCGAUGGUCUUCAGGAAGACCCCCAAACCCAGCAAGAAAUCCCCCAAUGGUACCCCCAACCGGAGACCCACGGCCGACGACUUUUUCUAGGCUGUUGUACGGAUGUUUCUGUUCCCGGUGUAUACAUUCUAAACGAUAGAAAAAUUGUGUAUUAAGAUGACCUUGUUAACGUUUAUAAUGUCCUAUGCCUACAUUUUAAUAAAGCAUUUAUGUUCUGUUUUAUUGAA
Molecule: messenger RNA, 3342 nt
Organism: Gadus macrocephalus (Pacific cod)
Lineage: Eukaryota; Metazoa; Chordata; Actinopteri; Gadiformes; Gadidae
Gene: rrp1
Product: ribosomal RNA processing 1
Exons: 18
Coding region: 104-3205 (1033 amino acids)
Biological process (GO): rRNA processing
Cellular component (GO): preribosome, small subunit precursor; preribosome, large subunit precursor; nucleus
Source: RefSeq, a predicted model, not a curated record